CGGUGCCCGCUUUGUCGGAUGAGGGCCCCACCUGUCGCUGUCUUGACUCGGCGGUGCCCGCCGCCCGACCUGGAGGGACCGAUUGGACCUGUCGCUCCCGCCUUGGGGGCCGGGCGCCCGCACGCUCCGCCUCGGGGGCCCACGAGACCCUGUCGUCUCCCUGGGGGUCCGGCCACCUGUUCGCUUCGCCUGAGGGCCCGAGACCUGUCGCUCCGCCUGGGGGUCCGGCAGCCCGCCCGCUCCGCCUGAGGGCCCGAGACCUGUCGCUCUCACCUGGGGGUCCGGCGCCCGCCGCUCCGCCUGAGGGUCC
This is a messenger RNA of Staurois parvus, 310 nucleotides long. Lineage: Eukaryota; Metazoa; Chordata; Amphibia; Anura; Ranidae. The record is from the annotation of a GenBank genome assembly.